Penicillium lagena is the source of this 567-nucleotide messenger RNA. RefSeq lists its product as uncharacterized. Gene Ontology annotation, biological process: proteolysis. The transcript is spliced from 2 exons. NCBI's taxonomy places the organism in Eukaryota, Fungi, Ascomycota, Eurotiomycetes, Eurotiales, Aspergillaceae. Gene Ontology annotation, molecular function: serine-type peptidase activity. The record is from RefSeq and is a predicted model, not a curated record. Bases 1 to 567 code for a protein of 188 amino acids.
AUGUACUAUAUCGUGCUUCUAUUCCACAUUACAUCGCCGGUGUCCGCUUCAUCGAACCCUACGCCUUCGUCGUCCCCGAUAUCAAGUGGCUACCCUGUCCCAGUGAUGCGGACUGACGACGGGGGAUCAGUCUCGGGCUACUAUUUGGAUCAUCUUGGACUGAAGGACGUAGCAGUUCUCUUCGUCUCAACCUUCGCCCCACAGGCGGAGAACUUUGCCGACAAAGCAACGGAGUUUGUCUACACGGCGAAGCGGGCCGGAAAGACGAAGUUAAUCAUUGAUCUGUCAUCCAACCUGGGCGGCUCACCUUACUUGGGGGUAGACCUCUUCAAACUGUUCUUCCCCAACCAUCAUGCGUACACUGCUACUCGAUUCCGUGCCCAUGAAGCCUCAGAUCUCGUCGGCAAGGCACUAUCGAAGAUCAAAACCACGCAGUCAACAGUCAUUGCGGAAUCUUACAGUUUUGACUUAUCUACCAUGGUAACGCCAGACCAGCAGUCCAAUUUCACAAGUUGGGCGGAUGCUUUCAGCCCGCUGAAGAGCUCGGCACCCCAGUAUCCUCUUUAA